GAGGGGGCAGAGGGCAGAACCAAGGGAAGGGGACGCUGUCAGGCCCAGGCCCCUGGGGGGCCAGGGCCAGGCCACUGCCUGGGGGCAGCAGGCAUCAGAAACUAAAGUAGGAUGAAUCACCCACUUGACUCUCUUCUUCCUGGGGCGAUACCAAGCUUUAGGAUCCCCUGGGGGAAAGCAAAACCAGAAGAAGAGGGUGGCCAGGGGCUUGAGGCUGGGAGUCCUGCUGGUUCAGCAGGCAGCCUGCAGAAAAGGUAUGAGCUCUUACUGGGUCUGUAAUGUGCCUAAGGAGUUUGGGGGAGGGAGGCUGGAAAAGGGGGAAGUGAAAACCACCCAGAAGGGAAGGACUGGUCUACACCCUCCCCCAGGCCCACAGGGCACUGUGCUCCAUUGCUCUGGAGCCAGCAGGGGAAGUGUGUACACUAUGUGCACUGAGGGUGACACUUCUGAGUGUGGGGGCCCUGGCUAGGGAGUGGGACUGGCAGGCUUGGGUGGGGUUCCCAAGCUUUAAUCUUCCUACCCCACAGAAUGUUUUCUCUGCCCUUCAGGCAGCCUGAGCCGGGCAGGGCCCCUGCCUCUGCUACGGCAGCCCCCGAUCAUGCAGCCCCCACUGGACCUCAAGCAGAUCCUGCCCUUCCCACUCGAGCCAGCCCCUACCCUUGGCCUCUUCAGCAACUACAGCACCAUGGACCCUGUGCAGAAGGCUGUGCUCUCCCACACUUUUGGGGGACCCUUGCUCAAGACCAAGCGGCCCGUCAUUUCCUGUAAUAUCUGUCAAAUCCGCUUCAAUUCUCAGAGCCAGGCUGAGGCGCACUACAAAGGUAAUCGCCACGCCCGACGAGUCAAAGGCAUUGAGGCUGCCAAGACCAGAGGCAGGGAGCCUGGCGUCCGAGAACCUGGAGACCCAGCUCCCCCAGGCAGCACCCCAACAAAUGGGGAUGGUGUAGCACCCCGUCCAGUUUCCAUGGAGAAUGGACUGGGGCCAGCCCCAGGAUCCCCAGAGAAACAGCCUGGCUCCCCAUCCCCUCCCAGCAUUCCGGAGACUGGUCAGGGUGUAACCAAGGGUGAAGGGGGGACUCCAGCCCCGGCUUCCUUGCCUGGGGGUAGCAAGGAAGAGGAGGAGAAAGCCAAGCGGCUGCUCUACUGUGCUCUGUGCAAGGUGGCUGUGAACUCCCUGUCCCAGCUUGAGGCACAUAACAAAGGUACUAAGCACAAGACAAUUCUGGAGGCCCGAAGUGGGCUCGGGCCCAUCAAAGCUUACCCUCGGCUGGGGCCUCCCACCCCGGGGGAACCAGAGGCUCCUGCCCAGGACCGAACUUUCCACUGUGAGAUCUGCAAUGUCAAGGUCAACUCGGAGGUCCAACUGAAACAGCACAUCUCCAGCCGGCGGCACCGAGACGGCGUGGCCGGGAAGCCCAACCCACUACUGAGCCGUCACAAGAAGUCUAGGGGCGCCGGGGAGCUGGCGGGCACGCUGACUUUCUCCAAGGAGCUGCCCAAGUCCCUGGCGGGCGGCCUGCUCCCCAGCCCCCUGGCGGUGGCUGCAGUGAUGGCAGCGGCAGCAGGCUCGCCGCUGUCCCUGCGCCCGGCUCCAGCCGCACCUCUUCUCCAGGGACCGCCGAUCACUCACCCUCUGCUUCACCCGGCCCCCGGACCCAUCCGAACUGCGCACGGACCCAUCCUCUUCUCCCCGUACUGACCUCAACCCUGAACCCCUCCCAUUCAACUCCCCACCUCCAGCCGGGACCCAGGCGUCCGGGCUCCCAGCCCGCCCCUCCUCCCGGCACUCCCUAAAUGAUCUCUCCUUCCCCCCCCCCACCCCGAGAUACGGGGUUCCAGGAAAGGGGAGGGGUAGCGGGGGAGGGGGGCUUCAGAAGGGGGGGAACACCCCAGAUCUCAGGGAACCCCGCCCCCUGCCUUUCCCUCUCCCCUAGAAAAGGGGGGGCCGUCUCACCCCCGAGCCCCCUUGGAGACACCCCCCCUCCCAAAAGCCAUGUCCAUCCAGCCCUUCCCCCCAAACCUAGCACAAAACGGGGUUCACAAGCCAUGGUCGGGGUCCGGGGGGGACAGAAAUGGAUUUUCUUGGCAAUAAGCGGACUCUGGGACUCCGGCUCCCUACCCCAAACUGAAGCGCUUCCGUGAACACCCCCGUCCUCCGUAGGGGGAGGGGAGCAGGCGGGAUCCUGGGUCCCUCAUAAGCACUUUGGUUUUACCGCCUGCAACCUCACUGUGCCCGCCCCGCACCAUGCCCUAGCCCCAGGUCUAGCCGGGCCCAUUGCAGGGGGCAGCACUUGGGGGCAUCUCCGGCACUUGGGUGGGACCAAGGAGAUGCCACCAUAGACCUUUCCCUCGCCUUCUUCCUCCCUAGUCCGGGUUCCAUUCUUUUCACCAGCACCCAUCGCCCAAGGGGUACCGAGGGGGGCAAGGGGUGUCCAGUCCAAGCCCACCCCCGCCUCGCCUUCCGCAAAACUGUGAGCAAAAAGCAAUAGAAGCCUCGCCCCCGCCCUUCCCCUUCGCAGGAUUCGCCGAGUCUGUAGCCUCCCCGAUCCAAGUUCCUAGACCUCAUGGCUGUCCCCUCCCACCAGUCACCUCCACUGCACAACUCGGGCGGGGGUGUGACACCUCUCCCCCACCCCCGACUCCGUGGUUUCCGUAUCGUCAACCCUUCAGCCGCCGACCCGGGAGGGGUCUGGCCUACACUGGUCUUCCCCUUCCCAUCAACUCUUUCUGCUUGACAAUGUAGCAACCCAGGCCCCCCACCCACGGUCCUCCCCUUUUUCCUCUCCCUGACAAUAAAGUCUGAAUUUGUUCUGCCCUCC
Homo sapiens (human) is the source of this 2819-nucleotide messenger RNA. RefSeq names its product zinc finger protein 385A (gene ZNF385A). The record is from RefSeq and is a predicted model, not a curated record. The transcript is spliced from 8 exons. Bases 599 to 1699 code for a protein of 366 amino acids. Gene Ontology annotation, molecular function: zinc ion binding; nucleic acid binding. Gene Ontology annotation, cellular component: nucleolus; dendrite; cytoplasm. Lineage: Eukaryota; Metazoa; Chordata; Mammalia; Primates; Hominidae.